Messenger RNA from Aethina tumida (small hive beetle), 1218 nucleotides. RefSeq names its product kinesin-related protein 6. Bases 187 to 1161 code for a protein of 324 amino acids. The record is from RefSeq and is a predicted model, not a curated record. NCBI's taxonomy places the organism in Eukaryota, Metazoa, Arthropoda, Insecta, Coleoptera, Nitidulidae. The transcript is spliced from 8 exons.
UUCACAUUUCAAUCGUCGUUUAGUAAACGGAUGUACUUUUUACUCCGUAAUUUUCAUUGAAUUUUUUUAAUAUUCUUUGAAUUCUAAACUCGAUUUUCAUAUUGUAAAUAAUUACAUACAAGUGCUGCUACUAUCGUUCUUUAUAUACUCAUAUAUUAAUUAUAUAAUGUUUUGAAUAUAUAUGUUAUGUCUUCCGAUUUGAAUAUGCAUUUUCCAAGUAGAAUUCCUAUUUCGAAGCGAAACCCUAAGAAGCGGUCUACUACUCCCAGUACCACCACCACCACUAGUACUUCCAUCAAGAUGGUCAAUAAAAAAUCGAAUUCCACUCCCAAAUUGAAACGCGAAUCAAAGAAAAAAGAUGUGGCAGGAGCCCCCGCGGUCGUUCCGUCACCUUCAAAGGCAAUGUCAAAACCGUCCAAGCUGCCAAAGUUUAAGCACGUACAUCAGGCCGGGGUUCAGGUCUGCGCCAAUGAUUUCCCUAAGGCCGAAACCGACCCCAACAACAAAAUGAGCUCCGAUGAAGGAUCCGAGGACUUUAAGUCGGCUGAUUUUAAUUUUGAAUUCCCGGACGUGGAAUCGCAACAACAACAACAACAGCAACAACAACAACAACAACAACAACAACAACAACGACAGCAGGAACAGCAGGAACAGCAGGAACAGCAGGAACAACUUGAUGAAAUUAUUAACCAGGAGCAACAACUGGAGCGGCAGGAACUCGCCGAUCCAGAAGCCUCCGGUGCAAUUGAAGACGUGAUGAAUGAUGAAUUGCCAGUGGAGGAAAAGAAGGAGGGUGAAGUGAAGCAAGUCCCACUGACCAGAUUGAAUCUUUUACAAGCGGAAAUAAUGGCAAGCGAUGAAGAAGAACAGGGUAUGCGGGAGAAUGUAUUGUGUGAAGAAGCUGAGGACGAGCCAGUCCAUUCAGCUGAGACUCACUCAUUCGAUGAUGUGGAGGUUGAAGAAGAUCAGCAACAAAAUGAGAAAGAAGAUGAAGAAAAGGUGGAAUGUUCUCUAUUGAAAUAUGUGCUGUCUGGAAAAUUAAUAUACAAUAUCAUUUUUUCUGAAGGAUUUAAAAGAGGAUUCGACCAGACAUUUUAUCCUGCCCUGAUUUUAGGUCUCGGAGAUAUUUUAUAUUCUAUCUAUCAACAAUACACCAUGUAAAAAAUUGAUCGUCACCUAAGUUUUUGUUGAAAAUAAAGUCGCAAUGUUAUAAUUGAA